AUGGCUAGGAAGUUGAGUGGGUUGCAAAGGGAAGUUAUACAUCUGUACAGAAGUGCGGUUAGAGUAGCUCAUACCAAACCGGUGGAGAACCAACCACACUUCCUGCAGUUUAUACACGCGGAGUUCAGCAAGUACCGGGACUUGCCUCGUAAGGAUUUCACCACGAUAGAGCAUCUGCUGCGCGUUGGCAACAGAAGGCUGAAGAUGUACUCUCAGCCCGAACUGAAAGAUAUACACUAA
Nakaseomyces glabratus is the source of this 240-nucleotide messenger RNA. It is a transcript of the gene SDH6, whose product is annotated as Sdh6p. Lineage: Eukaryota; Fungi; Ascomycota; Saccharomycetes; Saccharomycetales; Saccharomycetaceae. Gene Ontology annotation, biological process: mitochondrial respiratory chain complex II assembly. Gene Ontology annotation, cellular component: mitochondrion. The record is from RefSeq and is a predicted model, not a curated record.